AUGGAAAAGUUAAAAGAAGAUAAGACUGAUUUUGAAUUAGGAAAUAAAACUUUUGGCGCGUUUUCUAUUUCAGCUCUGUUUGUCCACUCUCCUAACAUAGAAAACUUAUGGAGAUUGGAUGCUUUGGGAAUUCGUGACCCUACAGACUGUAAAAAUCUAGAGCAAGAUGCGUUAGAUACUUUUGAGAAAACUGUUCGAAUUAAUGAUGAAGGGCGCUAUGAAAUCAGGCUUCCUCGACUUGAAGGGUUCGAAGAUUUAGACAGUAAUCUAGAAACAGCAAAACAAAAAUGUAGGUCUACUACAAAAAAAUUGCUUCGGGAAAACAAGUAUUUUGAGUACGAUGCAGUAUUCAAGGAAUGGUUAGAAGAACAAAUCAUUGAAGCAGUACCUUUAAGGAAAAUAGAUAAACCAGCUCAUUAUUUACCUCGCAGAGGUGUUUACAAAGAACAUUCGACUACGAAAGUAUUUCCAGUGUUUGAUGCCAGUUGUAAAACUAAACAAAUGCGGUCUAUUAAUGACUUUCUGCUAAAAGGUCCAAAUCUCUUGGAACAAAUCCCUCCUCUUUUAAAUAAUUUUUGUAAAGAUAUAAUAGGCGUAACUUCGGAUAUCAAGAAAGCAUUUUUACAGAUCUCUGUUGCCAAUGAAGAUCGUGAUUUCCUACGUUUCUUAUGGUGGGAAAAUAUUGAUGAACGAGAAUUCCGAACAUUUCGUCAUAAUCGUCUGGUUUUCGGAUUAAAUUGCAGUCCGUUUCUUCUCUCGUCAGUUUUAAACCACCUCAUUGCAACUUAUUCCUCUCAAUUUCCGGAGACUUGCACCAUUUUAAGAAAUGCGUUCUAUGUGGACAAUUGUGUUACAUACGUUCCAGACGAGAAAAAACUGAAUCAGUUUAUUCAUGAAUCAACUUAUUUGAUGAAUGUGGGCUGUUUUGACCUAAGAGGGUGGGAGUAUACCACUCAAAAGUUUGAAGAAAAAUCUGAACCUAUCUCAGUACUUGGAUUGCUCUGGGACAAACAUGAAGAUGUUUGA
Molecule: messenger RNA, 1026 nt
Organism: Uloborus diversus
Lineage: Eukaryota; Metazoa; Arthropoda; Arachnida; Araneae; Uloboridae
Exons: 1
Coding region: 1-1026 (341 amino acids)
Source: RefSeq, a predicted model, not a curated record